AUGGCUUGGGUGGCUACAACUUACAGCGCCGUCGGCCUCCCCAGACUCCGCCCCUAUUUUCUCCGUUUCCACCAUCAAUCUCCUCUUUUCUUGAAUUUCUCUCUCCAAUCGCGGAAAAAGACUCGCAGGCUUCACAGAAUUUUCUGCCACAGCAAACCCAGUUCAGUUGACUCCAGUACAACGGAGGAAAAGGUGUUAGUAGAUCCUGAAUCUGAAAAUGACGGUGACACAGCUAACUCCAGUAAAGAAACAGCUACUUCAUCAGUAGGUGCUGGAUUUCCGGAGUAUCCGGACAAGAAAUUGAAUACGCAGAUAGCUGUGGUUUCUGUACUUGCAGCAUUCGGACUUUUCUUGUCAGCUCGGUUGGACUUUGGUGUGUCUUUGAAGGACCUCUCUGUUGCUGCAUUACCAUAUGAAGAGGCUCUUUCUAAUGGGAAGCCUACUGUUGUGGAGUUCUAUGCAGAUUGGUGUGAAGUAUGUCGAGAAUUAGCUCCUGAUGUCUACAAGGUGGAGCAGAAGUACAAGGACCGAGUUAAUUUUGUUAUGCUGAACGUUGAUAACACAAAGUGGGAACAAGAACUUGACGAGUUUGGUGUUGAGGGUAUCCCCCAUUUUGCAUUCCUGGACAAAAAUGGGAAUGAAGAGGGCAAUGUUGUGGGUCGCCUCCCUAGGCAAUACUUUCUUGAGAAUGUUGAGGCCCUUGCUCGGGGAGAAAUGACUGUACCUCAUGCUCGUGUUGUGGGACAAUAUUCAAGUGCAGAAGCACGGAAAGCGCAUCAAGUUGUUGAUCCAAGAAGUCAUGGAUAG
Fraxinus pennsylvanica is the source of this 807-nucleotide messenger RNA. NCBI's taxonomy places the organism in Eukaryota, Viridiplantae, Streptophyta, Magnoliopsida, Lamiales, Oleaceae. The record is from the annotation of a GenBank genome assembly.